CUUGUAGAGAAAGAAAUGUGGAAUCUAAACAACUCUCCAGAUCAUAGAAGGGACUAUGAAUCAGAAGAAGGUAAAGGUGUUGAACGAUCCAUUUCAAAUUCAAGCUCAUCAGCUGUUGAGGAAUUAUACGGUUCAGAAGAAGAAGAUGAAUUUCUUGAACAAAAUGGACUAAAAGGCAAGAAAAAGAAAAGUAUUCCUAGUAAAAUAUUUGGCUUCUCUAUGAUUGCUCCACCUAAUAAUAAUAAUAAUAAUAAUAACGACGGUAACUUAUCGUCGGAGAGUGAACCACCGGUUACCCGGCAGUUUUUUCCGGUUGAUGAGUCGGAAAUCGGAAGUGGCAAUUUUAAUGAUAGAUCUUGUAGAUUUCCAAGGGCCCAUUGGGCUGGAGUAAAAUUCUACCAACCGGAGCCAUCGACAGCAGUAUUGGGAAAGGGUAGUGAGUUGUCGCAGGUGCAGGUGCAGGUACAGGUGCAGCCAAUGAAAAAAAGCCGGCGUGGUCCAAGGUCUAGAAGCUCACAGUACCGUGGUGUUACUUUUUAUCGGAGAACUGGCCGCUGGGAAUCACAUAUAUGGGAUUGUGGAAAGCAAGUUUAUUUAGGCGGAUUUGAUACAGCACAUGCUGCUGCUCGUGCGUAUGAUAGGGCAGCAAUAAAGUUUCGUGGAGUGGAGGCGGACAUAAACUUUAACCUGGAAGAUUAUGAGGAAGAUUUAAAACAGAUGAAGAAUCUAACGAAGGAAGAAUUUGUUCAUGUACUGCGGAGGCAAAGUACUGGUUUUCCGAGGGGAAGUUCUAAGUAUAGAGGGGUGACAUUGCACAAAUGUGGUAGAUGGGAAGCUAGAAUGGGCCAAUUAUUGGGCAAAAAGUACGUUUAUUUGGGACUCUUUGAUACUGAAAAUGAAGCUGCCAGGGCUUAUGAUAAAGCUGCCAUCAACUGUAAUGGCAAGGAUGCAGUCACUAACUUCGAUCCUUGCAUUUAUGAAAAUGAACUUAAUUCAUCUGAAUCUAGUAAUAAAGCAGCAGAUCACAGCCUUGAUUUAAGCUUAGGUAGCUCGAGCUCAAAGCAAAAGAGGGGAGAAAUGGAGGAUACUAAUAAGGAUCAAAAUUAUUCUUCUAUGCAAUUUGAUGUUGAUUGGCGCCACCAAGGGUCGAGGCUCAAGCAGCAACAUAGUCCGAUUGAUAUGGAAUAUGGGCGAAGAAGAAAUGUGGUCAAUGAGACGGAUACCUUGCAACUCUUGAGCCAAACGCACCUACAUUCUCCAGGCUCCUUCAAGACAAAUAGCAAUGAAAUGCAAAGGUUUGGCCAAUAUAUGAGAGCUGGUGACUCCCAAAUGAUUCCACCACAAUUCACCUCCUCAAAUUAUCAAGUUCAGUUUCCAAGCAGCAGCAAUAGAAGAGAUACUCAACAAUGGCAAAGCAAUAAUGUUGCUCCUCCUCACCUAUUUGCAACUGCUGCAGCAUCAUCAGGAUUCCCUCAGCAGAUAUUAAGACAUCAAAACUGGCCUCACAAAAAUGGCUUUCACUACUCUCUCACCAGACCCUCCAACUAAUUCUCUCUCUCUCUCUAUAUAUAUAUACAAGACAAUCGUUGCACAAAACAUUCCGCAUUAGACAAGAGAGCUAGCUAACCGCACCUAAAGAGUUGUGAUGUAAACCAUAUAUAAUGUAAUAUAAUAUAAUAUUGACAGGUUAAUCUUGAUGGGAAAAAGCUUUUGAGAGAUCCAAGUCUAUGGAUAUAAUUGGUACAAAGCUAACUGAAGAAGAGAUAUUGAACUAGAUUUCUUUUGGAUAACUUUCUGACUCAUGUAAGCUGCCAAUUUAUACUAUCCACAAGUACAGCUACUAAAUAAAUGUUUUUUAAUUUUGAUGGUCUCUCUUG
This is a messenger RNA of Solanum verrucosum, 1877 nucleotides long. Its product is annotated as floral homeotic protein APETALA 2-like. Gene Ontology annotation, molecular function: DNA-binding transcription factor activity; DNA binding. Lineage: Eukaryota; Viridiplantae; Streptophyta; Magnoliopsida; Solanales; Solanaceae. The coding region runs from base 16 to 1548 and encodes 510 amino acids. The transcript is spliced from 10 exons. The record is from RefSeq and is a predicted model, not a curated record. Gene Ontology annotation, biological process: regulation of DNA-templated transcription.